Messenger RNA from Mercenaria mercenaria, 1643 nucleotides. RefSeq names its product migration and invasion enhancer 1-like. The transcript is spliced from 4 exons. The record is from RefSeq and is a predicted model, not a curated record. Lineage: Eukaryota; Metazoa; Mollusca; Bivalvia; Venerida; Veneridae. The coding region runs from base 350 to 808 and encodes 152 amino acids.
AAAACAUCUGAAUAAUGCAUGAAUAAUAAAUAUUUUAACCUUUAUGUUUAAAGAUUUAGAUCAAGUCGCUUUGAACAUUAAUUAAAAUCUGGACCAGUUUGUGGAUUUUAUGUAAACUUAUGUUAAUAUGUGAAUUUCUUUAAAAAGAAACGAUAGGAUCUUGAAAUAUGAACAAGAUAUUUUCGAAGACUUUUAAAUAGUUUUACGAAGUACAUUUGGAGUAUAACAGUGAAUAAUUAUAAGGGAAAAAAGAGAAGUUUAUUACACAUGGCGGUAAAAUUUAGAUGAUUUAUAGACAUGUCACAAAAUAUAUAACCGAUUAUGUCUACUCGCUCAAAGAGACAUAAUUAUGUCAUAUGAAAAGACGAGAUACGUCACAGGUAUUGGGGACUAUGAGGAUUAUGACGCUAUUAGAGACGCCAAAGAGAAGUUCUAUCGUAGUCCAGAAAAAUACACCACAGAAAGAAGUUACCGUAGCAGCCGUAACAGCGAAUAUAGCCGACGUCAAGCCAAUGAGAGAGUUCAAGUCGUAGUUGAGCACUGGGCAGGGUGCACAGGCGAGCGAUUGACAAACGAUAUAAGAUUUGCAUUAGAAGAUUAUUAUCCUGAUGUGAAGUUUAAAGACUUCUACGGCAGAGAACAUUCUUACGAGGUAUUUGUCAAUGGAAAACUUCUGUAUUCCAGAAUCAUGCAUGGGGGAUAUCCUUAUGUUGACGAGGUUCUGGACGCUGUGUGGAGAGCAAAGCGCGGGAAAGAAAUAUAUCAAAUAGAGAGAUACGGUGGAUCUGACAUUUGUAACAUUUUGUGAUGUCAAAAUACAUUCGAUUACAAACUUUACGUCAUUACGUCUUUAAUUAAAUAACGUCUGAGUAAUUACAAAUGUGGCAAUUUUGAAAGACACAAAAUUAGGGUACUAAUAAGUGAAGAAAGUGCCAUUUAUAUAUGCUACAGCAUCAUUCAAUGAAAGUUCUAUGUGACACCGUAUUGUAUGGUGAUACUAUGGACCUCAGUAGUUCUGCAUCUCGUUUACAUGCAGACGACAUGAACAGACGCACUUCUUUUCUCUUCAGCACACUGAUGUCACAUCUACCGGCUAACGUUUGCUCAACCUUUAAUGUUGUUGCUUCAAGGCAAUAAAACUUUUUUCCACUGCUUGCACAUUUUUGGUCAUAAGUUCAACUAGCCUGGAAAAUUUAAAACAAUGGUCUUUUGCUUGAAGUGGUUAAAUGAGCAAGUAUAGAUGAGUAAGAGAAUUUUCUACAUUUGACCAAGUAGAGAUUUUCGCGACACCGCUUGCAAUGUGUUGGUUUUUUUCUCUCGCUUUUUGAGUGUAAAUAUUUAUGUGUAACAAUGCCAUGUACAUAAAGGACUAUGGUACUUCUCCGAAAGGAGUAGUAAGUUAUAAUUAUAUUUUUUCUAUCAAAAUGUAGUACAACCUUUGACGAGCACGGCGUUACAUGUACAAAAUGUAUAUACUGUAGUUACUAUUUAUUAAAAAUGCGAUUGUUGUUAAGGAUAUUUUAUAGUUGAAAUUGAUAUUAAACCAAAGACAUAAAUGUUGUGUGAAAUAUGAUUUAAUUAUAAAUGUUUAUAUUCACUGUAUAUUUUGUAUAGAAUGAAAAAAAAAACACGUAUAUUUUCAU